AUGGUAUUCGGCCUGCAGGCACGGGAUGCUGCGAGCGAGGCUGCUUACAGGACAACGGUUGAACUGUGGACGCUAUAUUCAAUUGGCGUCGCUGUGACGAUUCUAAGAACAUAUGCUCGAGUGAGAGCCGUGGGCUUGCGGAAUUUGCGACUUGACGACUAUCUGAUAUGGGUCGGAGUUACGGCGCUCGCAUAUAGUGUGGGCAAUGUGGCCCAGGGACUCGCGAAUAACAGCAUGACUACAGCGCAACGGGCUACGCUGUCUUCCAGCAGUCCAGAAUAUCACGCCAGGGUAAUAGGCUCCAAGAUUCAAAUCGCAGGCUGGACCACGUAUACGGCGCUGAUCAAUUUCCUCAAACUGUCUAUGUUGGCAUUCUAUGUUCGCCUUAUGGAGGGACUAGGUCGUCGGUAUCAAAUUCCCAUCUAUGUUGGGUUCUUGUUCGUGAUCACGAGCUUCCUCGCGAGUAUCGUUACGAUUUUUGCGACAUGCAGGCCAUUCCACAAAAAUUGGCAAAUCAACCCAAACCCCGGCAAUGUGUGCCAGCCAGCCAUUGCCAAACCGGUCAUUGCCGUCACCUUCGCUGCAAACCUCCUCACCGACCCGUACCUUAUUUUCAUUCCAAUUCCCAUGCUUUGGAAAUCCAGUCUGAAGCUUCUCAAAAAGAUUGCAACGACCAUCGUCCUCAGUGCUGGCGUCUUUGUUCUUGUCUGCGCAACGCUCAAGAGUGUUUUCUUGCUAGUAGAACCCGAUGAUGGCGCACAGCUUGCCGACGAAUGGGGCACCCGAGAGACUUUCGUUGCAGUCAUCACCACCAAUCUCCCGAUGGUUUUCCAAUUGUUCAGAAUCUGGCUCACCAAGGCAUUCGGCAGCAAGUUCCAAUCAUCUCAGAAGGUAAAUUAUAAAUCGCCUUCGGGCGGUUUCCGAAGCAUCGUCGGCGGCGGCGAUUAUGCCAGUCGCAGGGGUUGCGGGCCCCCUAGUAUGGAGCCUAUUACCAUCGACAUGACGUUUACUGAGAGUGAGGAGCGGAUGAUGGAAGACGUUAAGAUGCAGAGCUUGAGGCCCUAUCCGGCACCUGCAUCUGAUACCCCCUCCUCGGGCGCAAUUGUGGUCUCCAACCAGAUUGAUAUCACGCAUGAGACUCGCAGCAGCCAUCCCAGCGACGAGGCUAUGCAAGACACUCGUGAGAUAUGGUAG
Messenger RNA from Penicillium lagena, 1194 nucleotides. RefSeq lists its product as uncharacterized. Bases 1 to 1194 code for a protein of 397 amino acids. The transcript is spliced from 6 exons. The record is from RefSeq and is a predicted model, not a curated record. NCBI's taxonomy places the organism in Eukaryota, Fungi, Ascomycota, Eurotiomycetes, Eurotiales, Aspergillaceae.